Sabethes cyaneus is the source of this 1560-nucleotide messenger RNA. Its product is annotated as G protein-activated inward rectifier potassium channel 3-like. The coding region runs from base 1 to 1560 and encodes 519 amino acids. Gene Ontology annotation, molecular function: inward rectifier potassium channel activity. The transcript is spliced from 4 exons. Gene Ontology annotation, cellular component: plasma membrane. The record is from RefSeq and is a predicted model, not a curated record. Lineage: Eukaryota; Metazoa; Arthropoda; Insecta; Diptera; Culicidae. Gene Ontology annotation, biological process: regulation of monoatomic ion transmembrane transport; potassium ion import across plasma membrane.
AUGUAUUCUAAUCGGUGUAAGAACCUAACGCUACCUCGAAUAAAUAUCGAUAAAGGCUCCUCGAACUUCAUUGCGCAGAACGAUGAAAACAAUUUGCUACUGCUGAGCCCGAAGCUGCAGACUGCGCCUAUUAUUCACACACCCCGGAAUGCUGUGGCUCGGAGCAGCCCCGGAUUGACGAUGCCGGGAUUCAGUACGCCCCGAUCGCCUAGCAAAAGACUCGGGGCCUACCGGCCAAGCGUAUUUGCCCACCGGCUAUACCGGCGGGCGGUUUUCAAGAAUGGCACCUGCAACGUCGCUCCGGUUAGGGUUUCCCGUAAGCACAUUCGCUUCCUGCAGGACAUGUUCACAACCCUGGUGGAUGCCCGGUGGCGUUACACGCUGCUUGUUUUCGCCCUUGGAUUCGUCGGUUCCUGGCUGUUUUUCGCGCUACUCUACUGGUUUAUAGCUUUCGCACACGGGGACCUGGAGGAAGCGCACUUGCCGCACAAUCAAGACGCCAACAAUUGGAAGCCGUGCAUUUCGAACAUCUACACCUACGCGUCCUGUUUUCUGUUUUCACUGGAAACGCAGCAUACCAUCGGCUACGGAAACCGUGCCACCACCGAGGAAUGUCCGGAGGCCAUAUUCGUCAUGAGCCUUCAGUCGGUUCACGGAGUUAUGAUUCAGGCACUGCUGGCCGGAAUAAUCUUUGCCAAAAUGACUCGACCGAAAAGUCGCUCCCAAACUCUGCUCUUUUCCAAGCAGGCAGUGAUUUCAAUGCGCGACGGAGAACUGUGUCUCAUGUUCCGGGUUGGUGACAUGCGCAAAAGUCACAUCAUCGGUGCCAAAAUUCGGGCCCUGUUGAUUCAGGGUAAAAUGACCAGCGAAGGAGAAGUGAUGGCACAGUACCAGAUGGAGCUGGACGUGGAAGUAGACGGAUGCGGUGCGGAUAUGUUCUUCAUCUGGCCCCAGAUUGUGGUUCAUCGGAUCAACGCCAGUUCACCGCUGUAUAAUUUGAGUGCCCUCGAACUGCUGCAGGAGAAAUUCGAAAUCAUUGUGAUUCUGGAGGGGACGAUCGAAUCCACCGGUCAAACAACCCAAGCUCGGUCCAGCUAUUUGAGCAGUGAAAUUUUGUGGGGCUACCGGUUUGAUCCGAUUCUGUUCUACAACAAACAGCGACAAACGUACGAGAUUAAUUUGGCCAAAUUUGACGAACCGAUUCCGGUGGAGACACCCGGCUGCUCAGCGCGGGAAACGAUGGAAGGUGCUGCCUACAGUAGUCAUGAAAACCUCAUCGACAAGCGCCCGUUCGAAUAUGUCAGUUUGGUGGAAAAGCUACAGCACUAUCAGGUGGAGGAUGAGAAAAGUCAACCGUCAGCGCGGGAUUCUGUUUGUUAUCAGUUUCCGCCAACAUCGGGAUCGGAGGCCCCCCUCGGAGGAGGUGUCAGCAACCAUGUGGGUACGAAAGCUGCUUUCGGCGUUCGGUCGAUAUCGGCGAGUGGACUAAAAAAUACUCUCAGCAGCUACGAAAGUAGCGAUAUCAGCCAUUGUGCUGAUACGACGAUUUCCGUGUGCUGA